UCUCUGACAAGCAUGGCGUGCAAGUGACAAACGAAACAGGGCACUUUAAAUCCACCUGCUGCCGCUGUGGGCACCUUGUUCCUGCUACAAUGAUGGCCCAGAUAUCAUUUGUGAGGGAGAACCGUGAUCGUAUUCAGGCAGUGGAGAAUUCGUUUGGUCCAUCGGGCCGGCCCCUAUCCCAGCCGGGUCGGAUUCUGAUGGGAAAGGGCCAUCUGAUAAAACAGGGUCGUCGGAAGGCCGAGCCGAAGGCGUUCUUCCUCUUCAAUGAUGUGCUGGUUUACGGCAGCAUCCUUCUGAACGGCCGCUGGCACAAAAACCAGAAGAUCAUCCCUCUAGAGGACAUUCAGCUGGAGGACAUGGAGGAUGGUGUGGGACUGGAGAACCAAUGGCUUAUCCGUACACCAUGCAAGUCCUUUUUUGUGUCCGCCCCUUCAUACGAGGAGAAGCGGGCCUGGAUGGAUCACAUUGAAGACUGCCGGUCUAGCCUGCUGCAGGGUGGCAGCUGCCAACCUGGCUCUGCCUUUGCUGUUUCUUGGAUCCCGGACCAGGCCGCUUACAAAUGCAUGCGCUGCUUCAGCAAGUUCACCGCAACCAACCGUCGACACCACUGCCGAAAAUGUGGCUUUUUGGUCUGCAAUUCAUGCUCCAAGACACGAGUAGUGAUAGGCCAUAUUCACCCCACUAAGAAGUUGAGGGUCUGCAGUCUCUGUCACACAAGGAAUAAAGAAGAGAUAUCUCACCUGCAGGGAGACAGCACUAGAAAGAACAGCUCAGAGGAGGACGAUGUGGGAGCUUCGAGUGAUGAAGAGGAGGAAGACGGCAUGAUGCAGAAUCACACUCCAAGCACCUGGCUGUACUCCCCGAUGGGCACUUGGGGACAGCUGGGCACUUAUGUUAACCCAAGAUCACUGCAGCAGUGGCCCCAGUAAAACAUAACCACAUCAAGACUGCUACAGCCUCUCAGACAUAACUAAUGUAUUCACCAUCAUUAAACAUCAUAUUAAACUAUGAAUUGUAUUAUAACAAAGGGUAUUGGACUUUUGAAUGGACUCAGAUGACCAGGAAAUGUUGACACAAAUACAGUAGAAUACAGUGGAAGCAUGUUUGAAUUCAGUAGAGAAAACCCUUAAAGAUCCCCUCCAGACAUGUUUUAAGAUUUAGAAAAAUGUUCCGCUUUGAAUCAUGAUUUGUGUCUCAUAUUGGUUUUCCAAUAAAAAGUUCAGUUAAGUAGGUAAAAACUCAAAAAACCAUUUUAAGUUAAAAACUUAAAUCAUGCUCAUAGGUACAGACCUUGGACACAGAUUUUCAGCAAGCGCCAAGAAACUUUCUUCCUUGGGGAAAUUAAUAUGAAGGUCAAACUUCACAGUCAGGUAACAAGAGGAACUGAAGGGGAACUUUAAAAAGAGAAUGGUGUAUUGUACAUAUUCACUAUUGUAAUUAUUACACUUUUUACACUGUAAUUGGUUCAUAUAGAUACUUGCUCUGAAGUAGCCACAAGUAUCCACCUUUUUAUGUUCUUGGAGUAUAAUUAUUAUUUCGUGUCACAGGAUGUAGAGAAGAACAGUUUCUUCAGGCAUACGUGUGAUAUAAUUCCAGUGUGUAUGUAUCAGUCACUGUUUACAUG
Molecule: messenger RNA, 1624 nt
Organism: Xiphias gladius (swordfish)
Lineage: Eukaryota; Metazoa; Chordata; Actinopteri; Istiophoriformes; Xiphiidae
Gene: plekhf1
Product: pleckstrin homology domain containing, family F (with FYVE domain) member 1
Exons: 3
Coding region: 90-929 (279 amino acids)
Molecular function (GO): metal ion binding; phosphatidylinositol binding
Source: RefSeq, a predicted model, not a curated record